Messenger RNA from Canariomyces notabilis, 1818 nucleotides. RefSeq lists its product as uncharacterized. The transcript has 2 exons. Bases 266 to 1723 code for a protein of 485 amino acids. The record is from RefSeq and is a predicted model, not a curated record. NCBI's taxonomy places the organism in Eukaryota, Fungi, Ascomycota, Sordariomycetes, Sordariales, Chaetomiaceae.
CGGCAUUCUGGUCCCGAACGCCCCUACCGUAGAGAAACCACCAUCCUGGCACCGGGCACCAGCGGGUUACAGCUGGAAUUAGUGAAGUACAGGUUUCCAUUCUUCCCAUUCCCUUGCAGUGUAUACGCCUUUUAUCUCUGAAUUGUAUCCAAAUCCCAACUCACCUGGCCAGUCAAGUCAAUUAUUCACCGCCUCGAGCAAAAAGUACCUCGUCUACACUCUCGGCGAUUUCCUAUCGCCCUUAGGCAACUUUGUCCCCGAUGCCAUGGCGGCGAAUAAGGGCACCACCCCGCCGAGCCCGCCGAGCUCGCCGUGCCUGCUCAAUGAGCUAAGCGUGGACAUCGUUAUCAACAUCCUCUCGGCAAGCAAUACACUAGCGGACUUGAGCGCGCUUAUUCACGCGUCGCCUUUCCUUUAUAACUGUUUUCUCCUGGCAAAGGCAUCGAUACUUCGUACCGUGAUAACGAAUGAACUCGGGCCGGCUGUCAGAGAUGCCUUUGUCCUCGCGAAUACCGAUAUGCUUACGAACUUGGACUUUGAGACCAAGCUUGACAAGGCCGUCAAAGAUUACCAUCGACACCAUCUGGCGGAAAAUGCACCCUGGGUCACUGGAAUCGAUGCUCACACUGCCGCCAAGAUGGCAAGGCUCACUCGCACGGUUCUCUUUUUUGUGGACAUCUACACACGAGUUCGCUUGGCAUAUUUCAGAGAACGAUCCGACGACGAGUCGGUCGACUGGCCCGCCACCCUAACAGAGCGCCGCCGCAUCGCCCAGGCUCUACUCCGGUGGCAGACUGUCAUCAACAUGCGUGGUGACGCUAUGUGGGAGGAGUGGGCCAUGUACGAGUCUUUCUUGGCCAAGGUCGUCCCCCUUUUUGAGUCCUGGGAGCUGGCGCAGAUAUCCGACAUGGACUGUUUUAUUUACGGGUUAACCAGCGCAUCAGCCAUCGUGCAGUUCAACAACCGCAGGCAGGGAAGUCCGAGAGGAACAGUCAACCUCAACCUCUGGCGGGACGCGUAUUACGAUCAGUACUUUCCGAGCCUGAUUGCAUUUCAUGCGAAUCUAAGGGACGCUCAGAGAACACACAGUGCGUUCUUGGAAACGGUGAUGAGAUCUCAUACAGUUUGGUACACGGAUUAUAUUAAGCCACGUUCAAACGGUUCCAUGUGGCUCGAAUCAAGCCAUUGGGCUCCUGGGGGAAUCGAGAUUCCGGCCCAGGCUACAAAAGGAUAUUCUAGCGGACCGAUCGAAGGCACGAUAGACAAAAUCACUUUCAAGGGAGAAACCCCUCUGGAACCGCCAUGGGCAUGGCUCCAUGCCUGGGACGGGUUAAGGGUGAACAGGUGGGGUGCUGCCAUGAUUCCGAAGGGCCUCCCGGACGGUGUCAGCUUUGACGAGCUCGAAGAGAUCAUCCGUUCGUUGAAAUUAUGGAGAUGGUUAGGCCUGAUGUUCUGGGACAAGGAUCGCGCUGAAAAGCUGUUGGAAUCGGUGCCCUUGGGAAGGUGCGAACAUGGCUGGCUUGCGGCGCACAUGAUGGCCAUCAAUGCAGACGACGACGAUGGAGAGGACGAUGCAGACGACGAUGAAGACGACGACGAUGGAGACGACGAUGCAGACGACGACAAUACAGAUCACGAUGGAGAUUACUACGACGCAGACGACGUUCAUGACUUCUUUUUGUCUUCUAAUUUGGCUUCACUGGCAAGUUUAUUUGGGCCCUGAUGAUAGGGAGAGAAUCACUUGGCCUGGUAGAAUCACUACCUAGAUACCAGUCUUUAGCAGUACUCCGUACAAUAUACUUAUAGGAACUUGCAGCG